AUGUCGCAUACCGCAGGCUACGACAAGGGCUUGCUCGACGAGGCGCCGGAAGUAACUAAACAACAAAGACAGAGGUUCUAUGAUGCUGAUCUUCUCAACGACGAAGCAAAUCAACGACCCACAGGCGGCGCUGCACCAACCUCCGGCGCAACAGCACCAGCACCCGCACGAUCAAAUACAGACAUCGAAGCAGGACACAGCGGUGCCCGGUCGAAAGAAUACACUCAACUCCCUCCACCCACCGCCCGAAAGACACCAUGGUACAAAACCCGCGCAGGGAUACUCGGACUCGUCAUCCUCGCCGUCAUCAUAGUCGGUGCAGUAGUCGGCGGAGCAGUCGGCGGGACACAAGCGCAUAAGAAAUCGAACAAUACACCUGUCUCAACGUUACCAGCAAGCAUAGCGCCUACGGAUGGCACAACUACCAGCGACUCUUCUGCUCAGAGCGCCGCACCGCAGGGCGGAGAAUCAUCUUCUACGGGCGCUGCGCCUCCUGCAACUGCUACAACGUCGCAGCAAGCAGGACAGGGUACGGCAGCGGCUCCCGCUGUGCCAGGUGUGCCAGCUAUCUCUACAGCGUUGGCGACGCAGGCGGAUGCGGGCAUUGGAGGUGCAGCGAAUGUAAUAGCAGUCAGCGCCGCUACAACGCAGGUCAGCACGUAGUAAAGCCAUGGUCAGGACGAAAUGUAUGGCAUGCUGUGGUCGGAUCGAAUUGGACAUCAUGAGAGAAAAAAGAUAUUUUAUUUCUCGAUAGGAAGAACUAAUCUUUUUUUUUUCGCGGUUUGUUGUGUAUACGCACCUCCUGUCACUCCCACCCUUUUAUUUUUUUCUUUCUCUCUUUAACUUUUUGUUUAACAACGACUGUAAUUGGAUUCAUGUCCCUUCGUUUCUAUUUCUAAC
Messenger RNA from Fomitiporia mediterranea MF3/22, 900 nucleotides. RefSeq lists its product as uncharacterized. NCBI's taxonomy places the organism in Eukaryota, Fungi, Basidiomycota, Agaricomycetes, Hymenochaetales, Hymenochaetaceae. The transcript is spliced from 2 exons. The coding region runs from base 1 to 663 and encodes 220 amino acids. The record is from RefSeq and is a predicted model, not a curated record.